AUGGGCAAAGUCACGAGACAAGUUCAGGAGGCAUCGUCCAAAAGUGCCGCUGCCAAAGGAAGCUCUUCUAAAUCCGUAACUGUCCCACCGCCACUCGCUGUGCCCCAUAUCAACAUCGAAAUGAGAGAAAGAUUCCACCGGCACUUCUAUUUUCAUGGCAAGGACAAUCAACCCGAGCUUGAGGCUGAGAGAAAGGCUUGCCACUGGUGUCAAAUUAUCUCCUUUACUACAGCUAAAUUGGCACCUAUCUCCAUCGUGAACCCGGUCGACGAUGAAUGUCUUCCUAAAGACUUCGUCUUUAUCCAGCACUGUGUACCAGGCGAGGGGAUCUACCUUCCAGAUGCUGAAUUCCUCAGCGGUUGCGAUUGCAAGAAAACCUCUAGCUGCAAAUAUGCCAAAUGCCACUGUUUGCAGGAUAUGACCAUCCUGGAUAAGAGGCGCCCGGAGGUUUACGUCUACAAGUCUGUCAAUGGCGGUGAAUAUUUGAGGGAGGAGUACUUGGAUACUCGAGAACCGAUUUAUGAAUGCAAUUCCAAGUGCUCCUGCGAUGAUGGUUGCCCAAAUCGGGUUGUUGAGAAAGGCCGCACGGUACCAUUGCAGGUCUUUAGAACUAGCGACAACCGCGGCUGGGGAGUUCGUUGCCUUCGGGACGUCAAAAAGGGCCAGUUCAUAGACAGAUAUGUCGGUGAACUCAUCACUACCGAGGAGACCGAGAUGCGGCGCCAACAAUCGGUCAUUUCACAGAAGAAAGACGUAUAUCUAUUCGAGCUCGACAAAUUCAAAGGCGACUCUGACCGUGAUCCUUCCUUGGCCAAUACUGUCUUCGUCGAUGGCGAAUUCAAAUCCGGCCCCAGCCGGUUCAUCAAUCACUCAUGUGACCCGAACCUUCGCAUCUUCGCUCGAGUCAGCGACCAUGCUCUCAAGCGUUUCCAUGACCUAGCAUUCUUCGCCAUUAAGGACAUUCCCGCUAAUACCGAGCUAACGUUCGAUUAUGUCGAUGGAGAAGAUGAGAAGCUUGAGGAGGAGAAAAAGGACCCGGGACAUAGGAAGGAGAUGACCCGUUGUCUUUGCAAGGCUAAAAACUGCCGCGGAUACCUUUGGUAA
Molecule: messenger RNA, 1104 nt
Organism: Venustampulla echinocandica
Lineage: Eukaryota; Fungi; Ascomycota; Leotiomycetes; Helotiales; Pleuroascaceae
Exons: 3
Coding region: 1-1104 (367 amino acids)
Cellular component (GO): nucleus
Molecular function (GO): histone methyltransferase activity; zinc ion binding; protein binding
Source: RefSeq, a predicted model, not a curated record